Molecule: messenger RNA, 1176 nt
Organism: Hippopotamus amphibius kiboko
Lineage: Eukaryota; Metazoa; Chordata; Mammalia; Artiodactyla; Hippopotamidae
Gene: REXO2
Product: RNA exonuclease 2
Exons: 7
Coding region: 156-869 (237 amino acids)
Cellular component (GO): mitochondrion
Molecular function (GO): 3'-5'-RNA exonuclease activity; nucleic acid binding
Source: RefSeq, a predicted model, not a curated record
CUAAGCCGGACUGCUCAGGGCGAGCCGGCGCACUGGGUGCUGGGACUUGCGGUUUUUGCUCCAGCGCCUCCCCGCGGGUUUGCGACGUUUAGCGACUAUCGCGCCUGCGCCAGCGCCGGCGAAGAGGCUGGGGCCGUGGCGGCUCGUGCCGGGUGAUGCUAGGCUGCUCCCUGGGCUCCAGGCUAUUGCGAGGUGUGGCUGGGACUCGAGGGCAGUUCGGGGCGCGGGGUGUCCGCGAAGGUGGCGCGGCCAUGGCGGUGGGGGAGAGCAUGGCUCAGCGGAUGGUCUGGGUGGACCUGGAGAUGACAGGAUUGGACAUUGAGAAGGACCAGAUUAUUGAGAUGGCCUGUUUGAUAACUGACUCUGAUCUCAACAUUUUGGCUGAAGGUCCUAACCUGAUUAUAAAGCAGCCAGAUGAGUUACUGGACAGCAUGUCAGAUUGGUGUAAGGAGCAUCAUGGGAAGUCUGGUCUAACCAAAGCAGUGAAGGAGAGUACAAUGACAUUGCAGCAGGCAGAGUAUGAAUUUCUCUCCUUUGUACGACAGCAGACUCCUCCGGGGCUCUGUCCACUUGCAGGAAACUCAGUUCAUGCAGAUAAGAAGUUUCUUGACAAAUACAUGCCCCAGUUCAUGAAACAUCUUCAUUAUAGAAUAAUUGAUGUGAGCACUGUGAAAGAGCUGUGCAGACGCUGGUAUCCAGAAGAAUAUGAAUUUGCACCAAAGAAGGCUGCUUCUCACAGGGCACUCGAUGACAUUAGUGAAAGCAUCAAAGAACUUCAGUUUUACCGAAAUAACAUCUUCAAGAAAAAAACAGAUGAGAAGAAGAGGAAAAUUAUAGAAAAUGGGGAAAAUGAGAAGACUGUGAGUUGAUGCCAGUUCUCGUGCUGCCACCACGUAGUUCUCUGAAAGUGACUUCUGGUGGUUUUUUUUUUCCCUGGGCUCACACUGAUUGCUUGGCAGGGCACCUUCCUUCAGUUCACUUGCACCUCCAGAUUAUUCAAGCAGACAGCACCUGAAAAUUAUUUUUCUCCUCACAUGCUGUUUUCAUUUAUGACACAGCAGCUCCUUUGUAAGUACCAGGUCACAUCCAUCCCUUGGUACAACCUGUAUUUGCUUUUAGACCAUUUCUUUUGUUUAAAAAAAUAAUAAUAAUAAAGCUAGUUCUAUUGAAAUGCAA